Molecule: messenger RNA, 2522 nt
Organism: Melitaea cinxia (Glanville fritillary)
Lineage: Eukaryota; Metazoa; Arthropoda; Insecta; Lepidoptera; Nymphalidae
Gene: Kat60
Product: katanin p60 ATPase-containing subunit A-like 1
Exons: 10
Coding region: 278-1900 (540 amino acids)
Biological process (GO): microtubule severing
Cellular component (GO): microtubule cytoskeleton
Molecular function (GO): microtubule binding; ATP binding; microtubule severing ATPase activity
Source: RefSeq, a predicted model, not a curated record
GUCAGUGUGAUUGUGAUGUGAACAGUCGUCUAAUAAAAUUGAUAAAGUUUGUUUUGUCUGAGAAUUAAGAAUAUCAUUUUACAAAAUUUCUAGUCGUCAUGAGAUAAUAUAUUAUUAAAAAACUAAAUUACUAUUAUAUUUUAACGUUAAAUUAAAAUUUACAAUGGAAUCGGUUUGUGUUCGAUAGUAAAAAUGAGAAAUGUUCUUGGCUUACUGAUUGUCACACGCGAUUCUAUCUCCGAGUAGAAAAAUUGUAUCUUCUUGAAAGAAUCGUUAUAUGUACGCAGCGGGAAUGACAAUAAUGGCAGUGUCUGUUGGCGAAAUUUGCGAGAACACCAAGCUGGCUCGGGAAAUGGCUUUGAUGGGAAACUAUGAGUCGGCUUUGGUGUAUUACGAGGGGACAGUACAGAUGAUCCACAGGCUCCUGAUUACGAUUGCGGACCCCACACGCAAGUCCAAGUGGCAAUUGGUCCAGAAGCAGAUGGCACGGGAGUACGAGCAGCUGAAGGCGACUGUGGCGACUCUGCAGAUGUUCCAGCACGAGGGCGAGAAAGCCAUCACCCCCUUGACCAGUGCGUUAGAAGACCUGCCGACCCGAGAUCAGAUGUGGGCGCCGGCGCCGCACGAGAUCGACCCCGACAUCUGGCCGCCGCCGCCGGACCGCGACCCCGCCGCCUGGCCCUCGCCCACCAGCGUCGAACACAAAGGACCUCCAGUGAUGAAAUCGGCAAGGAAUAAUCCACGGAAUAACAGAACGGCUGACAGCAAGAAAGCGACAGGCAGGAAUGCGACCACAUCACAACGAAAGACGUCAGACGUCAGGAAUCCUAGGAUAAACACUAGCAAGGGACAUAGCGCUAAAACCAAGGACACGAGUAAUAAAGAGAACAGCAAUACAAAAGACAAGCAAGACAGAGACAACAAUAACGGUGAUACGGAUGAUGAGAAACACAAGGAAGAGGAAAGGAGAUUUGAGCCACCUUCCGCCGUUGAUGGGGACCUAGUGGAUAUGUUAGAACGGGACAUAGUGCAAAAGAAUCCAAACAUCCGAUGGGAUGACAUCGCCGAUCUAACAGAAGCAAAGAGAUUGUUGGAAGAGGCUGUGGUCUUGCCGAUGUGGAUGCCGGACUUUUUUAAGGGUAUCCGCCGUCCAUGGAAGGGAGUGUUGAUGGUGGGUCCGCCGGGAACAGGAAAGACAAUGUUAGCCAAAGCUGUGGCUACUGAGUGUGGAACGACAUUCUUCAACGUGUCUUCGUCUACCCUCACAUCGAAGUACCGGGGGGAGUCGGAGAAACUAGUCAGACUACUAUUUGAAAUGGCGCGGUUCUACGCACCAAGUACAAUAUUCAUAGACGAGAUAGAUUCGCUGUGCUCGAGGCGCGGUUCAGACAGCGAACACGAGGCCUCCAGACGAGUCAAGUCUGAACUACUUGUGCAGAUGGACGGAUUGGGUUCGGCUACCGAUGAACCCGCUAAGGUAGUAAUGGUGUUAGCUGCAACAAACUUUCCAUGGGACAUCGAUGAAGCGUUGAGACGUCGGCUCGAGAAGAGAAUCUACAUUCCCCUCCCCACGCAAGAGGGACGAGAGGCUCUGCUACAUAUUAACCUUCGAGAGGUCAAGGUGGACCCUGAAGUUGAUCUUCGAACCAUUGCCAAGAAACUUGACGGGUAUUCUGGAGCAGAUAUCACUAAUGUGUGCAGAGACGCAUCUAUGAUGUCCAUGCGACGAAAGAUCGCGGGUCUCAAGCCUGAACAAAUCAAACAACUUGCCAAGGAAGAGCUGGACUUGCCCGUGACUCACCAAGACUUUAUGGAGGCUCUCGCCAAGUGCAAUAAAUCCGUUUCUAAAGGAGACAUACAGAAAUAUCUCACGUGGAUGGACGAAUUCGGUUCCUCUUGAUUUACGUAGAAACGUUCAAAAGACAAUCAGUGAAAAAAUCUACAACAAAAUUGGAAGUGUCAUCUAAAACAAAAAGAACAAUAUUUUUGUAAAAAAAGCAAUUUACAGCAAUAAAAAAAUAAAACGUAAUGGACUUUUUCAGUAUUAAAAACGUUUAAAAAUAAACGCAUAUCGAAUUAUUUGUGUACCACGAUAAAUAAGACAACAUAUAAUUAAUUACAUUCCCGUACAAUGAAAUGAUGUAAAUAAUUUGUCAAAUCUGCUUUUUGAACAUUCAAAAAAAGUAUUAAAAAUCAUUUUGUGUGAUGUAAAAAUGUGUAUAAAUUAAGCACAAAAUUGUAAAAUACGCGUUAUAUAUGAAGCUUUUGCGUGUUUACCAGUGCAAGCUACGUUUGAAAGAUCUGUCAUCACUUACCACAUUUUGUCAGUAUAAUUAUGUGAAUGUACCGUGAUCUUUGUACUUAAAUUAGGUUAAUACGAGAUUUAUAGUUGUAGAAUAAUUUUUAUGCCAUAACUAAUUUAUACCUACUUUUAUAGAUUUUUAUAAAUAUCCAAUUAUUAUUGUUUAAUAAAAAAUUACAUAAAUAUAUUUGGCAUAUAAAAUCAUUCGCUCAAUUUGAAA